CUCAUAUUCCGUCUCUCACCUUCUGCCUCUCUGUAUCUCUCUCUGUGUGAAGCAAUGGCGGCCAAGGAUGAGCACAUGAUCCUCCGGCACGAGAACGCGAGGUAUCGCGACAUCGCCCGCCAUCUGGUGCUACGCCGCAAGCUGACGAGGAGCAAAUUCGCGGAGCACAAGGCCGGCGUUAGCCCUGAGCUAGACGAAGCCAGGAUCGAUUGGGUAACUGCGCUCACUCUCCUCAUUCAGAAGCUGCUCUCAGUAAUUAGCUUCCCACUUCUGUGUCUCGGCCACAUUGUCGAGUUUUUCCUCAACCUACACUCCCUCAACGGCGGCUUCUUCGGCAUCCUUCGCCGCUUCCUUACAGGUCUGGAUCUAAUAACGAUCACCUUUUUUUUGUUUCUCUUAUGCCCUUGAUCGCAUAUAUUUUUGUUUUUUCGAUAAAUUAGUCUUAAGCUUCUUUUGAGAUUUUUUUUUUGUUGUUUUAAUUUUCAGAUCGGUAAUCAUAAUUUUUAUUUGACGAUUUUUUUGCUUAAAAAAUUAAUUUCUCUAUGCUGUAGCGAGUCUGGACGGAAGAACUAUCCAUAUUAUGAGUUUAUAUUUCA
Dendrobium catenatum is the source of this 596-nucleotide messenger RNA. RefSeq lists its product as uncharacterized. The record is from RefSeq and is a predicted model, not a curated record. Gene Ontology annotation, molecular function: triacylglycerol lipase activity. Gene Ontology annotation, biological process: lipid metabolic process. The transcript has a single exon. NCBI's taxonomy places the organism in Eukaryota, Viridiplantae, Streptophyta, Magnoliopsida, Asparagales, Orchidaceae. Bases 55 to 408 code for a protein of 117 amino acids.